Triticum turgidum subsp. durum (durum wheat) is the source of this 288-nucleotide messenger RNA. The record is from the annotation of a GenBank genome assembly. NCBI's taxonomy places the organism in Eukaryota, Viridiplantae, Streptophyta, Magnoliopsida, Poales, Poaceae.
AUGAUGCUCAUUGAUUUGUUGUGCAUGCACGUACUGCAGGUUGCUGCAAAGAAGCUCCGUACAAGGCUUUCACAGCUUGGUGCAAAAUCGAUCAUGGUGAUUGGAUUGGGAGAUGACCAAGACUCUUCAGGAUAUGAAAAAGCUCUAGGUCCUUGGCUGCUCUCUUUCUGGAAAUCACUGAAUCGAACAAAUCCGUCGCUUUUACCAAGAAUUCAGGCUCGUCCGCGUUGUGUCCGUGCACAUCAGCGCCUCUACCACAAACAUUCAGAAAAAAGAGGAUUCCCCUAG